Molecule: messenger RNA, 615 nt
Organism: Xenia sp. Carnegie-2017
Lineage: Eukaryota; Metazoa; Cnidaria; Anthozoa; Malacalcyonacea; Xeniidae
Exons: 2
Coding region: 56-457 (133 amino acids)
Source: RefSeq, a predicted model, not a curated record
CUUUUUAGUUGCAAUAGACAAAUCUACUCCUCGCAGAGACACGAAUCAGGCCAUAAUGAUCUUUUUACCUGUGAAUGGUAAACGCACUGCGAUGCCAAUUGAUGCUCCACUAGUGUACGAGUACAGAGAUGCAGAUUCCGAUAACGAAGACACUAUUAGAGGAGGUUAUGGAGAAGAUCUUGCCGUACAAGUGUUCAUGCUGAUGGACAGUACCAAGCGAGUACAUUUCAAACGAAGCUAUACGAAGCUAUACGAGCUUUUGGGGAUGCAUCGAAAACCAGAUCCAUACUUUCCUCUUCCUUGGGAUGCAUCCCACUGGCUAGACCUAGCGAUCGUUGAGCUACGUGAAAACUCCUUGUCUUCCAAUUUUAUCAAGCUUAUCAUCAAACGCUCUAAUCGCUUGCACACAUUAUUUGGAAGUGGCCGAGGACAUGCUGAGUACAAGACUUAUUCCUAAAGUCAAGGAUUAAAAGCGCUCGAAACUGUGACAUAUGCAACCACGCGAUUUUCCAGUUCUGCUUUCGAUCAAUGGAAGAAAAUUUACAAUAGUUAUCCCGCUUUGGUUACGGCAUACAGUGCAAAUCGAGAAGAUAAAAAGGAUGAUUGUGAGGAGAC